Myxocyprinus asiaticus (Chinese sucker) is the source of this 3437-nucleotide messenger RNA. RefSeq names its product gastrula zinc finger protein XlCGF8.2DB-like. The coding region runs from base 176 to 1291 and encodes 371 amino acids. Gene Ontology annotation, biological process: regulation of transcription by RNA polymerase II. Gene Ontology annotation, cellular component: nucleus. The record is from RefSeq and is a predicted model, not a curated record. NCBI's taxonomy places the organism in Eukaryota, Metazoa, Chordata, Actinopteri, Cypriniformes, Catostomidae. The transcript has 3 exons. Gene Ontology annotation, molecular function: DNA-binding transcription activator activity, RNA polymerase II-specific; RNA polymerase II cis-regulatory region sequence-specific DNA binding.
UGCAGCGGUUUGCUGUUGUGAGACUUGUGUUUAAAUGCUCAGUGCUUUAUUUUCUUCACUGUAUAUGAAUAUCUGGGUUUUUAUUUAUUCUGUCUGUUGAAGGAGUUUCCACAGAUAUCUGAACAAACAAAGACGAGACGGUGCUGCAUGUAAAGUUGAAUGAAAUCUGCAUGACAUGCUACUGAAGAUGGAGUUUGUUAAAGAGGAGUUUAAAGAGGAGAAUGAAGACGUCAGUAUUUCAGAACCAUUCAGACUGAAGAAUGAAGAUACUGAAGAACAAAGAGACCUGAUGAAGCUGAAAGAGGAAAGUGAAGCACUGAAUAAAGUGGAAGAGAAACAUCAGUAUCAGGAACCAGCUAAAUUCGUAACUGGAGAACAAUCUUAUAGUUUCUCACAGACUGAAAAGAAACACUCACAAGAAAGAACUCAAAGAACCAAUACAGAAAAUAAUUUCACAUGCCCUCAGUGUGGAAAGAGUUACACACAUAAAGUAAGUCUUAAUAUCCACAUAAGAACUCACACUGGAGAGAAGCCUUAUUCAUGCCAUCAGUGUGGCAAGCGUUUCACACACAACACAAGUUAUAAGAAGCACAUAAGAAUUCACACUGGAGAGAAACCUUUUGCAUGUUUUCAGUGUGGAAAGAAUUUCAUCGACAAAACAAGACUUAAGGAUCACAUGAGAAUUCACACUGGAGAGAAGCCUUUCACCUGCCUUCAGUGUGGGAAGAGUUUCACAAUUAAAACAACACUAAAUGCUCAUAUGAAAUGUCAUUUAGGAGAGAAGUUACACCACUGUUCUCAGUGUGGCAAGAGUUUCGUUCGGGCAAGAUAUCUCACUGUUCAUCAGCGCUUUCACUCUGGAGAAAGACCAUUUAAAUGUGACCAGUGUGGUCAAAAAUUUGUUUGUUCAUCAAACCUAAAAACACACUUGAAAAUUCAUGCAAAUGAGAAGCCUUACAUGUGUUCUCUUUGUGGUAAGAGUUUUUCACAGCUGGCAUAUUUUAAACAACACCAGGGAAUACAUACUGGUGUCAAAGCUCAUGUGUGCUCAGAGUGUGGAAAAGCCUUUGUCCUAAUCAGCUCCUUGAAACGACACCAGAGGAUUCAUACAGUAGAAAAACCUUACAAGUGUUCACAUUGUGAAAAGAGUUUUGCCAAUCCACGAAACCUGAAAACACACGAGAAAGUGCAUGCUGGAGAGAAGACAUAUGACUGCACUCAGUGUGGGAGGAGUUUCAGCACAUCAAGUACUCUACGGAGACAUUUAAAGAAUUGCACAAAGUCUCAAUGAGCAAACUUUAUCUUGAGAAUCUUUGUCACGUGGAAUUUGUUUAAAUUCUAAAGAUGGACUUAAAGGUGCAUUUUAUUUUUUUUAAUGUUCACUUGGACAUUGACACAGUGGCAAGGAUGCAGUAUCAUUCAAACAUAAUUUCUGGUUACAGAUGCCAUUGUAGAAAUUCACUAUUCACAGUCAGCCAUGAUUAAUUUAAUCCAUGAGUGAAAGUGUCAAUUACAAGGCGAUUACUGAGAUUAAGCAAACAUUAUUCGGCUGGUCAUGUGAUUCUAACAUGUUCGCACCCAUGAGGAGACUCUUUCCAUGUAGAAUAAAACAACUUUCAUAAGGUUACUGGUAUGUCUGGAGUCUUCAUCUCAUGUGAGUGCUCUUGAUUUUAUACAUAUGUUUCAAAAUGACAAUUAAUUUCUUUAGGCGUAAAACUUUUUAAAUGAAGAAAAUACUGAGUGCAUCGGAUGAUUAAGUUACUUUAUAGACAUCCGGAAGUGGUGGUACAAACAAAUGGAUUAAUUUCAGAUUAGUUUACUCUGGAUAGGGGCACCAGGCAGGGUUGCCCUCUUUCCCCAUUAUUGUUCUGUCUGGCCCUGAAACCAUUAGCAGCCACGAUAAGAAGGGAAGAUGAUUUUCCAGGGGUGGUGGUGGGUUUAUUGAUUACAUUUCAAGAAAUUACAUAGGCCGAUUGACAAAGGUGGGCUAGGCCUACCCACGAUUUGGUUUUAUUAUUAUGCAUUUGGUCUCAGACAUUUGGCUCAUUGGUCACUUCCACCUGAGAGAGCCAGAUACCUGGUUUGGUAUUGAACAGGAAGUUCUUACCCCUAUUUGGCCAUUGCAAAGCCUCUCUAUCAAACUAAUCUGAGUUAAGUUAAGUUACACCCCGUUAUUUUGCAUUUGCACUCGGUAUGGACAAAAGUGUCCAGAGUGUUUAACUCUGAGGUUUAUUUAAAUGUUGCCUCUAGCAUAUGGCAGAACCCAAAAUGAUGUAUUAAUAAGUCCGCUUUCUGCUGGUCCGAGUGGAUUGUGAGGGAGAUUAAUACACUCGGUGACCUAUAUGAAAGUGGAGUGUUGAGAUCUUUUGAAAAUUUGGUUCAACAUUUUGGGAUCCCCAGAUCUCAUUUUUAUAGGUAUUUACAACUGCGCCACCUACUCUGUACUAUUUUUGGGAGUAGCAUACACCCCCCUAAAGUGGCAGAUACUCUGGGAGUGGUGAUUUAUUGCUUUUGGAAAAGGUCAUGAGGCAUCAUUGUAUUACUCCCUGCUAAUUCAGAGUCUGGGGGAUGGAGCUUUAACUUCUAACAAGAGAUUAUGGGAGAAAGAUUUCAACUUGGUAUUGGAGGAGGGAGUGUGGGCUAGGAUUCUAAAAAACGACAAGUCUGCAUCUAGAGAUGCAAGGGUGUGUCUUAUGCAAUUCAAGAUUUUACAUAGAUUUUAUUGGACCCCUUCUAGAUUGUAUAGGCUUGGUCUUAAAGACACACCCACCUGCUGGCGAUGCCAAUCGGAGGAUGGAGACACGGCCCAUGUUUUUUGGUGGUGUAUUGAGAUCCAGAAAUUCUGGUUGAAGGUUCAGAAUAUUGCGUGUGAUGUGGUGGGCACUCGGGUUUCGUUUUGCCCCAGACUUUGUGUUUUGGGCGGUGGGGCGGUCAUCGAUGUGGGGAAUAGUCAGAAUUGGGUUCUGACCUGUGUGAUGAUCGCCAGGCAGAUUAUUUUGAGGGGUUGGAGGUCAGCUGGUGCGCCCCCAUUUCCGGAGUGGUGCACGGAGAUGGGGAGGGUGGCGGCUUUUGAAGAGGUGUCAUUGGGAAGACGGGGUAACUUAGAUUUGUUUGUCAGGAAAUGGGGCAUAUUAAGCACAAUCAUCAAAACAAAGAUGGUACAUACUGUCACAGUCAAUCUCCCUCAUUCUCUUCAAGGACUAUUAUUUUGAAGUUUUCCCCUGGACUCCAUUUCCCAGGAUUCACUGCCCUAAUAACUUCCUUCAGUUCAUCAUCAUCUGCCUUCUAUUCCCUCCUUAGUUUCCCAGUGUAUAAAUACCCUCUAGUUUUGUUAAGCCUUUUGUCAGUCCUUGAAGUGUUACAUUGUGAAGUGUCACGUUUUGGUAUUGUUAGCCUGUUAGCCUUGUAGUUUGUUUUCCACUCCAACGUUUAUAAUU